Molecule: messenger RNA, 981 nt
Organism: Pseudozyma flocculosa PF-1
Lineage: Eukaryota; Fungi; Basidiomycota; Ustilaginomycetes; Ustilaginales; Ustilaginaceae
Exons: 3
Coding region: 1-981 (326 amino acids)
Cellular component (GO): mitochondrial large ribosomal subunit
Molecular function (GO): structural constituent of ribosome
Source: RefSeq, a predicted model, not a curated record
AUGAACGCGCGCUCGUCUCUGCGCACACUCCGGUCGCUCGUGCCCUCUGGCACCUCGAGCUCGACCGCCGCCGCUGCCCCUAGUCGGUCCCUCCACCACACUGCGCUCCUCUCCCAGGCGGCUGAGGCUUCGUCAUCCGCCUCGUCUUCGUCUUCGGCAUCAUCGCCGGCAGCACCGCCACCGCAGCAGUCCAGCACCGGCACCAGCAGCAGCAGCAGCACCGCCUCGUCGACCAACCUCGUCUCGUCCCUCAUCCUCUCCAGACCACCCACCAUCCUCCGGAAGCCGUCCAAGUUCGAGGCGGCCUACUUCGAGUACAAUCGCCAGCUCUCCGAGGCGCUCCAGCAGCCCUUCCCCAAGGAGUUCUACUUCAAGAAGGGCUCCGCCUCAGAGAAGAGGUUCGAAGAGGAUCAGGCGAGCACGCCGCAUGGCUUCGCCGAUCCCAAAAAGGCCGGUGGCAAGGGCGCAGCAAAGGCUCAGGCCGACGGCGACAGCAACGACAUCAUCACCCGCGUGACGGCGGCAGAGGGCGACGCCGAGAACCAGCCCCUGCCGAGAGAGACCGAGGCGGACCUCAAAAACGAUCUCCAGAGCCUCCAGCGGAAGCUUGACCGCACCCUCUACCUCGUCGUCAAGCGCAGCAAGGCGGGCUGGUCGUUUCCCAAGAAGGCGCUCGACAAGAAGGCCAAGGAGAAUCUCCAUGCUGCCGCCCCGCUCUCUGUCACGCUUCCACUUGGGAGGAACCUCGACAUCUGGCUCAUGAGCAAUGCUCCCGUGGGCCUCUACCAGUCCGGUGCCGCUGAAAAGACCUACUUUCUGCGGGGACACAUUGUCGCCGGCCAGCCGCAGCUGGAUGCGGCCGCCGAGGGCGCGGAAAAGGUCGACGAAUUCAGGUGGCUGACGCGCGAGGAGAUCCAAGAGCUGCUCGAGUCGCAGGACGCAAAGUACUGGAGCUCCGUCGACGACCUCCUCGACCCCUGA